CAUUGUUCAAUCUGUUAAAAUUAACUUAACUAAAACUUAGCAUAUAAUUUUAUUAUUGAAGAAACCUGUUGUUUUACGAAGUCAUGGAAGGGGGUGAUAUUUUUAUACAAGAUUUUAUUAACGAUCUACAAGAUUCUCCUGAAAGUCAAGUACAGAAAUGUUUUCGUGGAUCCAAUAUAUUAAUAACAGGUGGGACAGGAUUCGUUGGAAAAGUAUUAAUUGAGAAGUUAUUAAGAACAUGUCAUGAAUUAAACAUGAUUUAUAUCAUUGUAAGGACUUUAAAUGAACAAAAUCCGCAUGAUAGAGUUAAAAUGAUGUUCAACAGUCCGCUUUUUGAUCGUAUGAAAAUAGAAAAUCCCGGAUACGCAAAUCAGGUUCAAGUUAUUAGUGGAGAAAUUUUGCGUAAAAACUUGGGAAUAACUGAAAUUGAUUAUAUAAAAUUGAAAUAUAAAGUUAAUAUUAUAAUCCAUUUGGCUGGUAUUACUACUCAUAACAAUUGUAAUCUGCGAUCAGCCAUUUUCACAAAUAUAAGGGCCACAAACGAUCUCGUGUCUUUGGCAAAAGGAUUUACUGACCUCAAGGCUUUUAUUCAUAUUUCAUCAGUAUUCGCACAUCAUGCUUUAGUUAACAUCCACGAACAGUUCUACAGCUUUCCUAUACCAAUAAAUACUAUGAUACAAAUGGCCGAGACUAUCCCUGAUCAUAUAAUGAAUGGUUUAGCAAAAGAGUUAGUGUCCGAGUGGCCUGACGUUGUUACUUAUACUAAAGCUGCGUCUGAAAAAAUAAUUCAAUCGGCUGGUCGAGAUUUUCCAGCUUGCAUCAUACGACCAGGAUUUGUUUUGGGGACUGCAAAUGAGCCAAUAGCGGGUUGGACGAAUCAUACAAACAAUUUGAUUGUUUACACAUUGGGAUCAGGAUUAGGAUUGGUUCGCACUUUUCACGGAUCACUUGUUAACGCUAAUAUUAUACCCGUUGAUAUGCUAGUAAAUCUUAUUUUGGUAGCUUGCUGGGAUAUGAUUGGAAGCAAAUCAUUAGAUUUUAUCAAUGAAGAACUACCCUGUGACAUAACGGAAACGCCAAUUUAUAAUUUUGUAUUGUCAAACCAUAAAUGUUGUUCGUGGAAGCAGUUAGGAGAAUAUUUUUUCAUGAGUGAAAAGAGAGUAUCUUCUUUUAAUAGUUAUUUUAGAAUUCCAUUUUGUUACAUUGCUGAAACUAUGGGGCUUUAUCGAACUGUUUCAUUUAUUUUUCACACUUUACCUGCAAAAGUGGUAGAUAUUUACUUUACUAUGUCUGGCAAAGAGCCUAGAUUAAGUAAAUUCUACGAAGGAGUGCACAAGUCGGCUGAACAUUUAAAUUUGUAUCAACAAAUGCGGAUAAGAUGUUAUAAUCACAAUGUUUAUCGAUUAAUGAACAAAUUGUCACCUAGAGAUAGAGCUCUAUUCUGCUUCGAUAUCAGUACAUUAUCGUGGAACGAUUAUUUUGAUAAGUACGUUAAAGGUCUACGUGUGUAUUUGAUGGGUAAUCGUUUGCAAAUGGCUACUUCGACAAACACAAUUAAUAGCUCUCACCGAACGGAUUUCUUUCAACGAUACGUCAAAAGAUCACAAAUCGUAUCUAGUCGAAGACAUUAUCCUCAAAAAUUGAAAAAAUUUAUUGAAAAUUGUAUGGAUCAACACAAUUUUUUUAUGAGAAAUAAUAUUUAUAAUAAUCCCUUUUACAUUCAGGAUAUUAAUAAGGAACUAGCAAAUCAUGUAGCUUUUGGAAUAAUACACCAAUUUUUUAAAAUUAAACACUACCUAAAGAUUUGCAUCGAAGCGUUUUUUUUUUUAUAGUAAUUUUAAUCACUGUCAGAUAUCAUUAUACUUGAUCCAACUAUCACGUCACCACUGUGCCGUGACCCCCCUAUGCUGGGUUUUUUUUUUUUAAACUUUCACAAAAAUCAACUUUAAACAAUUAAAAAAAUAGGUUAAAAAUGUCAUUUUCCUUAUUUUUAACAUAUUAAUAAU
Molecule: messenger RNA, 2006 nt
Organism: Daktulosphaira vitifoliae (grape phylloxera)
Lineage: Eukaryota; Metazoa; Arthropoda; Insecta; Hemiptera; Phylloxeridae
Product: fatty acyl-CoA reductase wat-like
Exons: 10
Coding region: 84-1832 (582 amino acids)
Biological process (GO): long-chain fatty-acyl-CoA metabolic process
Cellular component (GO): peroxisome
Molecular function (GO): alcohol-forming very long-chain fatty acyl-CoA reductase (NADP+) activity
Source: RefSeq, a predicted model, not a curated record